Messenger RNA from Quercus lobata, 1926 nucleotides. RefSeq lists its product as uncharacterized. Lineage: Eukaryota; Viridiplantae; Streptophyta; Magnoliopsida; Fagales; Fagaceae. The coding region runs from base 1 to 1926 and encodes 641 amino acids. Gene Ontology annotation, cellular component: membrane. The transcript is spliced from 3 exons. The record is from RefSeq and is a predicted model, not a curated record.
AUGAACAGCCUCACCCUCCAAAUUCUCAAGGGGCGGAGAUUGUUGAUGUUCGGGUCUCUUUUGAUUAUGAACUCGGCUGGUUUGAGCUACAUCUUCGGCCUUUACUCUAGCGAAAUCAAGUCCUCGCUUGGCUAUGACCAAUCCACCCUCAAUUUGAUCAGCUUCUACAAGGACUUAGGUGCCAAUAUCGGUAUCAUCUCUGGCCUAGUCAAUGAGGUCACACCCCCAUGGGUUGUUUUGGCAAUUGGUGCUGUUUUCAACUUUUAUGGAUACUUCAUGAUAUGGCUUGGCGUGACUGAAAGAAUAGCCAAGCCCCUGGUUUGGCAUAUGUGCUUAUACAUAUGCAUCGGCGCAAAUUCACAACCUUUUAUCAACACUGGAGCCCUUGUCACUUCCAUAAAGAAUUACCCUGAAAGUCGUGGACUUCUUAUAGGUGUUUUGAAGGGUUACACGGGUCUAAGUGGGGCUGUAGUUACACAGGUGUACCAUGCUCUCUAUGGUGAAGACCCAAAGUCUUUGAUUUUGUUAGUAGGGGUUAUUCCAGCAGUUGUAUGUGUGAUUUUUCUUCCAACCAUGCGGAUCAUGAACGCUCCUCGGCAACCAAACGAGCUCACACUUCUCUAUCAUUUCCUCUAUAUUUCGCUUGGUCUCGCUGGGUUCUUGAUGAUUAUAAUCAUAAUAGAAAAAAGGACCACCUUUUCACAAAGUCAAUACGGAGGGAGUGCAGCCGUGGUACUUUUCUUGCUGUUUCUACCUAUUGCAUUUGUCAUUAGGGACGAGUAUAAGGCUUGGAAGAGCAAGAGAGAAGCCAUAAAGAACGACCAUUCAGUAAUAAAAGUUACAAACGGGGAGGACUUAUCAAAAAAAACAAACGGGGAGGCAAUUAUUUCUAAAGAGAUUCAACAAUUUUCAGUCACAAAACCAACUUUUCAGACACCAGAGAGAGGGGAGGACUAUACGAUAUUACAAGCAAUUUUUAGCAUUGACAUGUGGCUGAUUUUAUUGGCUUCAAUGUGUGGCCUAGGGGGAACUUUAACGGUAAUAGACAACUUGGGUCAGAUUGGAGCUUCCUUACGAUAUCCAAUGAAAAGCAUAAGCACUUUUGUGUCACUUGUGAGCAUUUGGAACUACCUCGGACGUGUGGUCUCAGGUCUUGUCUCAGAAAUUUUAAUUAAAAGGUACAGAACCCCACGCACUCUCAUACUCACUUUGACUCUCCUACUAGCCUGUGUUGGUCACCUCCUAAUCGCGUUUGAUGUACCCAAUGGUAUCUAUUUUGCAUCGGUGAUUAUUGGGUUUUGUUUUGGUGCACAAUGGCCAUUGCUCUUUGCUAUGAUUUCUGAACUUUUUGGCCUGAAGUACUACUCUACACUAUUCAAUUUUGCGGCUAUAGCUAGUCCAAUUGGAUCUUAUCUAUUCAACGUGCGGGUCGCUGGGUAUUUAUAUGACAAGGAAGCUAAGACGCAAAUGGCAGCCCUGGGGCUUGUAAGGAAGGCGGGGGAAGACUUGAAGUGUACUGGGGUUGAGUGCUUCAAAUUGUCUUUCAUUAUCAUUGCGGCCAUGACCUUUUUAGGCACAAUUGCUUCGUUCAUUUUGACGCUAAGGACUAAGAAGUUUUAUAAGACUGACAUUUAUAAGAAGUUCCGCGAGCCACAGGUGGAGGAAGAAGUUAAACCCUUCUCAAUUCUUCUGCCCAUUGACCCACCUGUUCAGGCACUAACUGAGGAGCAGCCCAAGGAGGAGGAUGAAGAGAAAGGUGAAGAGAGCUUGAGCAUGGCGGAGCUGGCCGAGCAAAUUGACUCCUAUGUGAAGAUUAUUAAUGUGGAAAACCCGACCACCAACACUACUCCUGGAGGUCAGAAUGCCCCUAAGGUGAACCCUGCGUCAACCAUACUAACGUCUGGAGACUGUAUUUUAUGUACUUAA